AUGACGUCAGCAACCGGACAAGGGCCACCAAACGAGGACGAGGGUCCUAUCAUUUUGGGGGCCACCUUGACAGUCACGAUCAUGGCUUUGAUUACUAUGGCAACGAGGCUUUUUGUUAGAAUCUCUAUGAUGCGACAAAGGAGUCUUGGAUGGGAUGACUACAUGAUGCUAUCGGCAAUGGUUCUGUGUAUUGCUGGUCAGAUCGUCAUUAUUCCGCAAGUCUACUAUGGAGCCGGGCGACAUAUUCAGUACAUUGAACCACAUGAAUUCGCGAUGGGCUACAAAUUCAACUUCAUCACCCAGCCAAUCUACGUGGUCGCCAUUGCCCUUGUCAAAAUAUCCGUCGGCUUCUUCUUGCUGCGCAUCGCAGUGCGCGCAGUCUACCGCCGCAUCAUCAUCGGAAUCAUGACAUUCAUGGCUGUCUAUACCACAGGAUGCUUCUUCACAAUCAUUCUGCAAUGCACAAAUAUCGCAGUCCUGUGGGACCACACGGUCAAGGCGACAUGCUGGAGUGUCCCCACCAUCAAGAUACUUAGCUACCUCAACGUGUCGCUGAACAUCGUCACGGACGUAUUGUUCUCGAUUGUCAUCCCCAUCCCACUGCUGUGGAAUGUGCAGAUGAACAAGCGGCAAAAGUCAUCGCUGCUGUGCAUCCUCGGCCUGGGAGUCUUCGCAACAGCCGCCGCCCUAGUGAAAACUUCCUUCCUCCCCUCCUACGGCAGAACUGGCGACUGGCUGUGGGACAGUCGCAACCUCACAAUCUGGACCGUCGUCGAAUGCAACACCGGUAUCAUUGCGGGUAACCUUCCCUGCCUGAAGCCCUUAUUCCGCGUCGUGCUCGGCUCGACCUACGGACGCGGCAGCCGCAAGAACACCGCGCCACAGUACGGCUAUGGCAGCCGUCCGUACGGCGCAGGCUCACAGCAAAGCGAUGCGAAGGGUUGGGGCACGUUGGCGAGUAACAAGACGGCGGACAAAACGGAUGGGUCAAGGGCGUAUGGAAAGGCUGAUGAGAGUUAUAUGUUGACGACUAUCAAUGCGGGGAGGGAUUCGAAGAUGAAGAGUGGGACGCCGAGUGCGAGUGUUGAGGAGGGAGAUAACAUGGAGAACAGCAGUACAGAGAGCUUGCAUAGGCAGCAUAGCGGUAGGCGAUUGGGCGGUAUCACAGUCAAUACCGAGGUCAACGUGGUCGAGUCGGUUAAUACGCUGGACUUUGGAUUCGAAGAUUAUGACCGGCGUGAGAGGAAGGACAUGGUCUAGCGCGAGGGCUUGAUUUGUUGCUUAUUACCAACAGUAAUGUGAUUGCAUGUUCGUGUUCAUCACUUAUUGAGCUGGAAGCGUGAAAGUGGU
Messenger RNA from Didymella exigua CBS 183.55, 1350 nucleotides. RefSeq lists its product as uncharacterized. The record is from RefSeq and is a predicted model, not a curated record. The transcript is spliced from 3 exons. Lineage: Eukaryota; Fungi; Ascomycota; Dothideomycetes; Pleosporales; Didymellaceae. The coding region runs from base 1 to 1260 and encodes 419 amino acids.